This is a messenger RNA of Spodoptera frugiperda (fall armyworm), 3032 nucleotides long. Its product is annotated as nuclear transcription factor Y subunit gamma. NCBI's taxonomy places the organism in Eukaryota, Metazoa, Arthropoda, Insecta, Lepidoptera, Noctuidae. Gene Ontology annotation, biological process: regulation of DNA-templated transcription. Gene Ontology annotation, molecular function: protein heterodimerization activity; DNA-binding transcription activator activity, RNA polymerase II-specific; DNA binding. The coding region runs from base 229 to 1089 and encodes 286 amino acids. The transcript is spliced from 8 exons. The record is from RefSeq and is a predicted model, not a curated record. Gene Ontology annotation, cellular component: CCAAT-binding factor complex; nucleus.
CAAGCUUGUGACUGGUCAUCAGUGGACGAAUCGUGUGUCGGGCGCAUUUUCAGUAAUUGUUGAUUGGAGAUCUCCAAAUAUUACACUGAUUAUUGGUUACUGUGUUUUUAUUAACUUUGGAAGCGGUUACUAAUUUUCUAAUAGCGAUUUUCCAAUAAUUAAUCUAGUUGGAAAGUCUUUCCGAAUUGUGAAAAACUCGAGGUCGCCGUGUGGUGGGUUUGAUACAAGAUGUCCGUGUGUUUCUUUGUGCCUGCCGACCAGGCCGGUACCUCAGGCGUGGCUGAGGAAGUGGAGAGUGACAUUAUAGAAGACAACACCCAGGUGGAAGCCCCGCAGCAGAGUCUACAGCAGUUCUGGUGCAAAGUCACUGAAGAUAUCAGCAAGGUUAAUGCGGAUGACUUCAAAUCCCAAGCAUUGCCUCUCGCCCGUAUAAAGAAGAUAAUGAAGUUAGAUGAAGAGGUGAAGAUGAUUUCAGCUGAAGCGCCGGUGUUGUUCGCGAAGGCGGCUGAAAUCUUCAUUCAUGAGCUAACGCUUCGGGCCUGGGCACAUACUGAGGAUAACAAGAGAAGGACUCUACAGCGCAACGACAUAGCGAUGGCGAUAUCGAAGUGUGAUCAGUUCGACUUCCUGAUCGACAUCGUGCCUCGACAGGAGGUCAAACCCAACAAACCUCGGUACGACCACGCGCCUCGGAGCAGCCAUAUUGACCAGGUGGCUCACCACCAAGCUGCUUUGCAGAACGCUGCACAACCACAGAUCGUAUUACAAGCAUGCGGACAGGUGUCACAGACAUCAACUGCCACACCGUCGACGUCAUCAAGCAACGUGGCAGUGUCCCAGCAACCAGUCACGUUGGUACAACAGGUCCUCACUCCAUCUGGAGAGCUCCAACAGUUGCCGAUCCAGCUAACACAAGCGCAGUUGAACAUGAUCCGGCUGCAGGUGCAGAAUAACCCCAACCAGCCCAUCAUAAUACAAGCACAGUCGCAGCAAUCGCCACAGAUUAUUCAGGUAUCAUCCCAAGGUCAGCAUCAGCCCCAGCAACAGGUAUUCCUGGCCCAAGUAGCGACCUCCCAGGACGACUCCUAGUACCACGACACCAGCACUCAGUGCGAAGUGGACUCGGACUCCGAUGAUUAAGUGAUAGUGAAUAGUGCAUAGUGAUUAGUGUUUAACUAAAGUGUAAAGUACAGACACUAUGAAGAAACUGUUUUGCAGGUAAAGUUCGUAUUUCAUAAGCGUGUUUGAAGAAAAAACUAUGUAUACUGGUAAUCUUACCUAAGUAAAUGAGACGUGUUUACGUGUAAAGUCCUCAUUUUAAACAGAAGUGUGUAUGAAGAGUAUUUUAUUUUCAUGUGAAUUAUUUAACUGUGAAAUUAGUUCUUGUUUGUUAGAAACUCUAGAAUAAUUGAUAUUUUAAAUUUCUGGAUAGGAUGGUAAUGAGCUAGAAGAAAUCCUAAGGCCGAAAAAGAGUUAACAAGUGCAAUUACCACAUUACUUGGUGAAUAUAACUACCCCUUUAUAAGGCAAAGGGAAUAUUUUUACCACUAAGUUUACUUCAACAAAAAGUUCAGUGAAUAUUACAAAAAGCAUAUUUUAAUAAACCACAAAAAGUUUUAUUUUAAUGUUAUGCCUUAUAAAGGGCUACCAAUGGCCAGUUCCAAAGCUCAGUAUAGACUUGUCUACCAAAUAAUAAACGAAUAAAUACCUACAUAUAAAAAUUACAACAUCAUAUUAUUAUCAAUCAUAAUUAGAUUGCUAUUUAUAAAUGGUGUAAUCAAUUGAUACUGUAAGUGUUACGAGUGCAAACAGCAACAGUAAUGAUUCAUCGAUGUCCCAUAUAAAUAUGCUGUUUAAUAAUGUAUUAGUACAUAAAUGUUUCACUGCCUACAAUUUUUGUUAGUUUAUUAUGUACAAUACAUUAUGUGAAUACUUAUGAAGGUCAUAUGCAAUAUUUAUCAAUUAGAAUAUAUUUAAAAAACAUACUGCCAAUAUAUAUUAACGAAAAAAGACGUAGACUUUUCCACCAGUGAUGUGCUAUGCUAAGUUGCUGUGCAUGUGUUUGACUUCCACCAAUCAUCCAUAUUCAUUGAUGUAUAUAGUGUAGCACUGGUGGAAAUAAACUCAGCUAAGCAAUGUUUUGUAUAUGUAAAGAUGCAUGCCAUGGAGUCAGUUAAUAAUAAUGUGUCUUUAAAUAGUGGCAGAAAAGUAAUUACAAUAAUAAGUAAAACAAAUCAAUAGGCCCUACAUAUUUUUAAGAUUUUUAUAACUCCAUAACAGUAACUAAUAUAUAGAAUAAAUAGAAGUACCUAAGAAUAUCAUAUACACUACAAUUUUUACAAUAUCUUAAUUAUGUAUUAAUCCUCUGUAGCUAAAAUUAAAUAAAUACAUGUCUAGUAGUUUUUGUAAUAAUUAUCUAAUGAAUAUAAACAGUAACUGAAUAUUUUAUAUGGUAUUGAUAUACAUUUUUAUUCCUUAAUGCCCUAGGCAAGACUUCUUAAACAUAACUUACUUACCCGUCUUGGUCUUAGUAGUUUUGAAUAUAAGCACACAUUUUAAUAUUAAAUAAUAUGUAACAAUAUAUUUAUUUUUUAUGAUUGCUAAGCAUGUCUGAGCCCAAUGUCUGUGAGAAGUAUGAUGGGAUUUUUUUUUAUUUCGAAAUAAAAUAUUUUUAACUUCAACUAAUAACUUUUUGUGAGCUUUAUUUAAUGCGUGGGAAGGCUUAUUUUACCUAAUUAUUUUAUAAAAUUACAAACCUAAGCAUUACAUUUUGUCAUUCUUGUAUUAACUAUUAUUCCAUGAUUAUAAUACCUUCUUAAAAAGGAAAAAUAUUUUUGUUACAAUUGUUUUUAAGCCUUUGUUUUAUAAAGUCUGUAUAUUAGUCACCUAGGUACUAAAUAUAGCAUAUCCUAUUAGUACAUACCUACUUAUUCACUAUUACCUAUCACUAUUUAAAUCAUUUAAGUGAUAAUUUUGGUUGUUAUUUAGAUGUAUAAUUAAGUUAUUAUUUAAUAAAAAAUGCAAAAUUAAAA